Silurus meridionalis is the source of this 6566-nucleotide messenger RNA. It is a transcript of the gene smchd1, whose product is annotated as structural maintenance of chromosomes flexible hinge domain containing 1. Lineage: Eukaryota; Metazoa; Chordata; Actinopteri; Siluriformes; Siluridae. Gene Ontology annotation, cellular component: chromosome. Gene Ontology annotation, molecular function: ATP binding; protein binding. The transcript is spliced from 49 exons. The coding region runs from base 252 to 6227 and encodes 1991 amino acids. Gene Ontology annotation, biological process: double-strand break repair; chromosome organization. The record is from RefSeq and is a predicted model, not a curated record.
GAUAACACGGGUACAAAACGCGAGAGCGUGGACGGAGGAGAUGUGUGUGUAUGUGUAAAAGCUCCUCUCCUGGGACAUUGGUCAGAGCGCUGGAACGCUAAAACCCAUAAAAUGUCAAAGUAGUAAGAGAUACCAGUUAGAAGAACAUUUCUGGAUGUGGAAAGGUGAGCUAUUUAAUUCAGGUUGAGGGGGAAAUGUGUAUAUUCGAAGGCGUUUGGAGCAGAUAAGUGAAACCUUAGCGGAAUAGAAACAUGGCGGCGGCAUCGGCAUCGGGAGAUCCCCCAGAAGAAGCUUCUCAUGGCAGCAGGGUGGUUUGGGUGUUUGAUUGUCGCCCUCAACAUAAAGAAGCUUCGGAGAAGAUGCUGAAUGUCACCAGUAUGAACUACAAGCAGUUCCUGUGUGCUGUGCGCAAGGAAUUUUCUAUCUCAGUAAAGGAAAGUUUUGUGAUCACAACAACCGAUCGCCGGGAGAUCGAUUCAGAUGUUUACGAUGAAUUGUCAGAUGGGAAAACUUUACACCUGCUACAGUCUGUGGAUCAGGAGUUGGCUGUGGCAACUGAAGAAAGAAUUAAAUACGUUCCUCAUUUCCACACUAUUGUGCAGAGCGGCCAGUACGAGUACUACGCCAGCGAAGGACAGAAGGCACUACCUUACGCCUUUGCUGAGCUUAUUGAUAACGCACUUUCUGCAACCUCGCAGAACACAGGAAAUAGGAACAUCGACAUAAGAUUGUAUUUUGAUGAGUCUCAGGGUGGGCCGGCAGUAGUAGUGAUGGAUAAUGGCCGUGGAAUGACCUCUAAAGAGUUAAAUAACUGGGCAGUUUAUCGCCUUUCCAAAUUCACCCGAGAUGACCGCACGUUUCGAAGUGAUGAAUUAAGAUAUGUGCGUCCCGGUGCAGUCCCUCGCAGUCUGAAUAGUGACAUCUCCUACUUUGGCGUUGGAGGCAAACAGGCUGUGUUUUAUAUAGGCCAGAGUGUACGGAUUAUAAGCAAGCCAGUUGGCUCUCCAGAUGUACACGAGUUUGUACUGUCCAAAGAUGACUUUGAGCAGAAGGAGAAAAACAACAAAGAAAUCUAUUCCGGCGUUAUUCGGAAUAGAAAGCCAGGAGAUGACUCUCAUGUCAGAGUGGAAGAAGAGCGUUUCCUGCAAUCUCUGGUUCUGGAAGAGUCCGGCAAGAACAGUUUUACAACUAUAGUCAUAACUGCAGUCCAGCCAGAACAUGUGGCCUACCUAAAACAGGAUUUCAUCUCAUGGACCAGAGAGCUGGCGCAUAUCUAUCAUUACUAUGUUCAUGGCAUACAUGGAAAUAACAUGAGAGAUGCACGAACUUCAGAAAAUAUGUCCAACAUUGACAUUCAGAUCUGUCUCAAUGACCGAUCUCCUCGAUUGCCAAGGUUUCUCAAUCUAAAAGAGAUUGAUGAUGACAUGCAAACUCUGUAUAUAAACUCCAGUGUGGCAGAGUUUGAGUUUAAAGCCAGCAAAGAAGGAGAUGCCAAAGUAGAGGGACUGCUUCGAUAUCAUCCAUUCCUUUAUGAUAGGGAAACCUAUCCAGAGGACCCAUAUGCAGCAACACCAGAUAUUGAUGAAGACUGUUUUGUUUCACAUGCUGAGGGCCGAGGCAAAAGACCCAUCUUUGAAUGCUUUUGGAAUGGACGAUUAAUUCCUUAUUCUUCUGUUAAUGAGUUUGAUUGGUGUGCAAGACCCAAGAAGGGCAGUUCAGUCCCAUUAGAAUGUUAUAAUAGGAUCUCAGGCGUCCUCUUCACUAAUGAUCGUUUUCAAGUCAGCACCAACAAACUAACAUUUAUGGAUCUGGAGUUACAGCUACGCGAUAAAGAGACCAUCUUUACAAGAGUUCUCAAUGGCCAGGAGCAAAGAGUGAAGAUCAACCGUGAGUUCACAAAUUGGUUGAAAGAGUGCCAUGAAAAAUUCGAUAAACAGGUGAAGUUCCUUGGUUUCCAAGGUACAAUAACACGCACAGAUGUGCAGCCUAAACGCCUGCAGUCACCAUGGGCUAAGUACAAAGCCAUUGUGUGGGAUGGUAAAACCUACAAAACUGGACAGCAGGUGAAGACAAUAAAAACUCAGCCUAUUCUAUAUGGUACAGUGGUUCAUUUUCUGCUCUAUGGGGACUAUGAAGAUGAUGUCUUUGCCACUGGGGGGCAUGUCCAAAUUGCACUGGAACCUAAGGAGUUGUGCAAUGAGAAGAGGAUCAUCCCUAUUGCUAAGAUUGACAGGCAGGCUACAGAUUCUGACAUCAAAGAAAGCAUUGAGAAUGAACUAGACAGACUUCCUGAUAAGUUGAGAAUCGUUUGGCCCGAGGGAAACCCAUGGACUGAGAAAGCUGUUAAACCAGCUGGGACUCACAUGGGUCCAAUCCAGGUUGAGAUUUUGAAUAAAAAAGGGGAGACGAUGUCCCGGUUGCCGAUUCAAAAUGCAAAUUCCAAGAAAUUACAGAUCGACCUCAAGGUGAUCUGGCACUCUCCUAACGGGGAUAUUAAAACCAACUCCCACACUGGUGUGCACUCGAAGUGGGGGUACUGGUUCAGAAAAAUGGAAAAUCUUAAUAAGCUGGGGUCAUACACACUUCAGAUGCAGGCUAUACAGAGUGAUGGCGAUUCCCCGACGAGCGAGUGGGCUGGAAGACAACUGCCUAAUUUUACCCUCAACUUCGGUAUUAAAGAGAGCACUGCAGCUACUUUUUCAGUGGGCUUUGUUCCGUCACCUGUUCAGGUAGGGGUGCCCUUCGUGUUGCCACUGCAAUUUACAGAUGAAUUCAAUCAUCCAACUCAGCCGCCUUCCGGCGUCAAUCCCCAGCUGGAGUGCAGUUCACUGAACCUGAGCUAUGAACAGACAACAAUAAAUGGAGCUACUUUCAACAUACAAGACCUGAGAGCCAUGGGUACACUAACCAACCAUCAGGACAAGAUACACACUGUAAAGGUAAAGAUCACAGGCCUCACCCCAGACUGCCAGUCUUUCCAGAUUAGCGUCCGUCCAGGCCCCCCGCAUCAGCUGGUGGUGACGCCAAAAGAAGAAGUUUGCAUAGAGAAUGGUACACCAGCACAAUUCAGAGUAGAAGUUCAUGAUGAGUUCCAGAAUAUCACAACGCAUUCCAAACUUAUUGUCCGCUGCCAGUUAUUUGGAACUUCUGAUUUGCCUGCUGACACGGUUGACUGCAGUAAUACCGGAACUGGUUGUCUGCUAGCAAAACCAAUACAGCUGAAGAACGUCACAACAGAGCGUACCCUCACAGCAAAAUUUGGCAUUCCUAAUCAGAAGUCAGUGGCUUGUGUUGAGAGAACAGUUCGUGUUUUGCCAAGCACCCGUGUUUUCCGUAUAGAGGUCUACAGAAAGGAGGAUGAUUCAGCCGAUGUGAUGGUAAUUCAGAAUAAGGAGCGUAUUAACUGGACGGCAGGUGACGCACUCGGGAGUCUGUGCUUUAAACUCUAUGAUGAGGGGGGCAGGCAGGUGGCUUUAACACACAAACUUGUCAAUAACAUAAAGGUGAACUGGGCUGCAGAUGUUAAAGCUGCAGAAUUGGUGAAGGGAAGACUACCAUGUGUGUCUGUCCCCACAAACGUACAUGGAGAACAAUUUUAUCAGGUGGCUUUUCAGGAUCAGCAAACGGUUGAUACAUCCUUUACCAUUGUCCCACGGCCAGAUGAGCCUGAACGCUUGAGGGUUGUUCUGAGUGAGACAACUGUCAUGAUGGGAGAGACUCUAUCUGGAAAUAUAUAUGUUGAGGUGAUUGAUCAGUAUGGCAAUAAGACAGAUGCUCUAAGUGCUGAGCGCAUGAACGCAGUCAGUGUGUCUGCAGAUAACCUUGAUGAAUCAGCCCUGAAUUUCGACUGGCAGACCAGCACAGGAAUGAUGGUGGUGACUGGCGUUCGCUUUGCAGGAGGCUUACCUGGUGUAAGGGAGUUGAGUUUUAAGUACCAGACUUUUGAGGAGUUAGUCAGAGUAAAAGUCACUGCUGGACCCCCAACAAAAAUCAAUCUGUUGGAGGCACCAGAAGAGCCCUCACAUGUGAUCAAUGGACAUGGUUUGGACACUCCAUUCGUGCUACAGUUGUGUGAUGACUGGGGGAAUCCUGUUCCAGAUCAGCGUGUUGUCAUAGCAAUAAAAACUCUCACACCUCAGCUCAAGGUUAAAUCUCCUGUGAUGUCUCAGCCUGUGGAUACGGAAGGAAAAGUUAGCUUCAUACUGAAGACCGUAACGGCAACAAUCGGAGAGAAUACACUGGAGUUUCGGGGAUAUUUUAGUCCAAGUAAUACUGUUCCUGGCCCAAUUGUGAAGCUGUGUGUGAUGCCUGAUCCCAACAAUCCAGCUAAGCUCAGUGUAGAAUAUAACACUGAUGCCAUCUUAAAAGCCGGAGAGGUUUUCCCUGUGUUCAAAGUAACUGUACUCUCUGAAGAGGGUGGACCUGUGAAGAAUUUGAGUCCAUCCAGUCUGUCCAUGCUGCUGUGGCCAGGCUUGGCUUCAGGAGCUCGCCCUCCAACAGGCGCAAUAACACUUAAAUGCAGCAAACCCGAAGAAAAGGAAAACGAUGACCACUUUUAUUUCAGAGAUAAAGAGAUUCCUUCUCGUGUAGGAAAGUACAUGGUGCAGUUUGUUUUUGCUGUAAACAAAAACAAGCCCAUCUGGAGCAGCCAGAUUGCUCUGAGUAUUGUUGCCAAUAAGCCAUUUAAACUGGUCCCAGACACACUUCCCUCAACUCCUGUGGUCUCCAACAGCAGCAAUCUAGCUGACCGUACGCUUUUUGAAAGGCUAUGCUUGAAAGUUAUGGAUGAACACAAUAACCCAGCAGGUAUGGGGAUUAAAGGAAAGGUGAUUCUGACUGUGACAGCUGUUGAUGAUGACGAUGCAGAUCUUCCUCUGUUCGAAAACAAGGCCAAGAGUCUAACAUACGAUCUUAUUAAUGGGGAGACUGUUAUCACGGCCUUGGCGCUUAUGGAGAAUAGUCCAGGAACUGAUGGAGCCGAGUACGCACUCCAGUUUCGUCCCGUGCUUGAAGGCCCCAAAUCAAAAGCCAACACCAUCCCUCCUUAUAAUUUGCAUUUCAGGUUCUGCAAUGAUGCAGAGAAGCAGAAAUUAAUGGCUGCUAUGAGUGCGAAGAAAGACCGUCUGUCUGAGUCUGUUAAAGUCUACAGAGAUAUUUUGGAGACCAACAAACAACUCACAGCUGAGCUUAAGGGUCAAGUGCAAGCUGCGAGUACUAAAGAAGCUCAGCUGAAACAGGAGAUCAAGAAAAGCAGCGUAGAUGUUUCAAAAUUAACUGAUGUGGCAUCAAUUGAUGGCUUAAUUGCUCAGAUGACUGCAGAUUUGGAGAGGCUGAAGAAUCUGCCUCAGCGAAAAUGCACCAUGCCUGAUCCUUUCAAAGGCAGCCAAGGCGUUCUAGGAAAGAUCGCACACCUGGCACUGGUGAAGGACGACGACGAAGCAAAGGUCAUUUCCUGGCAUAUUCUUGGCGACAUGGACUGCGUGGUCACCGUGACCACAGCUGCAGCGAAAAAAAUCUACGAUGAAACACAAGGACGACAACAAGUCAUGCCCCUUGAGACGAUAUUCUGGAAACAAAGUAACAGGCCACUGCCCCACAUCCGGAAUGGUCAAACUUUGUUCCGUCCAUUAGGAAACCCCGUGUUUGUCAGAGAUCUGCUAAUUUUUCCUGAACAUGCAGAAAGCUGCACCAUGGUCUUUGCCAAUAUUCUUGGUGACACCAUAAUAGUGGACGAUUUGGAUUCCGCUAACCAUUACCGCAAGGGGGUUGUCCAGUGUAAGAUGCAGUGUCCCACUCUGCUGACACGGAAAGGGGAACGUAUCCGUAGCAAUGGCAAGUUUGGCGGUUUACAAAACAAAGCUCCACCAAUAGAGAAGCUGAGAGGACACGUGUUUGGAGCACCACUGCCUCAGGAAUAUCACACCAUUUGCAAGCAGAAGGAGCUUCUACAGCAGUACUCUGUAGCAGUAGAGAAUGCAUUAAAAGUCAAAGCUGACUAUGAAAUGCACAUGGAGUAUCUGCAGAGUCCUCAGAUGAAGAAGAAGAAGCAGGAGCUCCAACAACAAGAGAAGGCGCUCCGAGAAAUCGAGAAAGAGCUUGGGAACGAAAUCAGCUCUCCUGUGCGUACCUCCCCUGGGUCAGGAAAAAGGAACCUUCAAGACGAGGAUGAGGGGUCUCCUUCGGUAAAACGGCCUCGACGUAAAUCCCGCAGACUACUGGAUACUUAAAUGACCAUCUCAGAAGUACAAUAAGUGCCAAAUAAAGUGUGUUUUUUGACUGCUGCAGCAUGAAGGUGUUUGAAAACAGAAAACAAAACAGUUUAUUAAAUGUGAAGUAUUUUCUAUCCGGGAGUGCAGUCUAUCUGUUUUAGUUGGAACACUUUUUUUUUUUUAUAUUUUUAUAUCUAUCUAUAUAUGUGUAAAAGGAACUACUAUUGCUACAUGUCAAACUGUUUCUCUUUGCCUUGAACAGAAAGAGAAUUUUUUUACGUUAUGGACCAUGUCCACACUGACCUUUUUAUGUUUUUUUGUAUUUAAAGCAGGAAAAAAAUAUAUGUUUUUACUUGA